AUGCUGCGACGCUGCCUUGCAGAGGAGCCGGCGCACUGUGCUUCGCGCGCUGCAGACCUGGCGCUGUCGUUCCGAAAGAUGGGGCAGGGCAAGGUCAGCCAGAUGCUAUUCCAGUGGGCAGAGCAGCAUGGGUCUGAAGAUGCGGCAUUUCAAUACAUCCGCGGGCACCAUCUGGACUAUGACUUGCAGCAGAGUGAACGUGCAGGUCCGUACUAUCGGAGGGCCUACGAGCUCGACGCCGACAACCCAGUUUUCGUGAAGGAGUACCUGAUGUGGCUCGAGUUGAUCGCCAAGGAUAAUCGCAGCUUGGUCGAGCUGUUAGGGCCACGCCGCAUCCGGAGGAAGGCCCGCAAGACGUUGCAAGAGCUUGGUGACCCGGCUUUGGCAUGCGAGGCAUCCAUCACCACCCGAGAGCUGCUUCAGGAUUACGAUUGGUCGCGCGAGCUUUGGUCUUAUGCUUUGGAGAACGGGGUCUGCAACCAGUGCAUCGAGAACAACUGGGCGCUGCAUGCCCCGAGUGGGCUGAAGAUGCGUGAUGAUGUCGGUGACUGGCAGCUGUUCCUCAAUGCUUUCUGGCACCGUGCCAUGAGGAGCACUCUGAUGGGUGCGACAGGCAAUGCUGGCCGACAUGGAGCUUAUGAGCGCCGGGUCAACAGAACCUGGGGCCUGCAAGCGUUGUCCAAGCACAGCAGCAUCAACGAGCUGCUGCAGACGGGCGAUACCAUCAAACGCCUGGAGGUGGUCAACUUGAGCGACCAGUUCCCAUCAGCACAGGUUGUGAAUGAGCUCCAGUUUCCUGGCGAUAUGGCCAUGGGCCCGGACUCCUGGUCAACGCAGACGCUCAUGCGCCACAACCGUCGUGAUGACCGGGGCCGUGCCUACCUCCAGCUCUUGCGCAGCGGCCCACGGAAGAUUUUGCACUUUGCUCCAACUGCAAGCUCGGCCGUGAUCGUCACUUGUGGAGGCUUGUGCCCCGGCUUGAACUCCGUGAUUCGCGAGUUAGUGAUGACUUUGGCCCGAUACGGUGUAAAGAACAUUUACGGCUGCAGGGGAGGCUACAAAGGCAUGGUGCAUCCCGACACUUGGAUGACCCUGACGCCGGAUGUUGUGCAGGACAUCCACAAGGAAGGAGGCACCAUCCUUGUCAGUGAUCGUGGCAACCCUGCGCACAUGGAAAUUGCCCAGACUUUGCAGAAGCAGAAUGUCAAGCAAUACUUCGUGAUUGGUGGCGAUGGCACGCAAGCCGGCGCGUUCGAGACCUUCUCUUGCACACAGGAGAUUGGCCACGAGGUGGCCGUGGUCGGUGUGCCCAAGACCAUUGACAAUGACAUCCCCAUCCUCGACAGGUCUUUCGGCUUCAACACUGCCUGCAGUGAGGCGGAGAAGGCGAUUGAUUCCGCCUACGUGGAGGCCACGUGCAACUCGCACUGCAUUGGCCUGGUGAAGCUCAUGGGUCGGCAUUGCGGUUUUAUUGCCCUGCAUGCCACCUUGGCAGCACGCAGCGUUGACAUUUGCCUACUGCCCGAGAUGGACAUCUCUUUACCACGGGUUCUGCACCACGCAAUGCAUUUGAUGAAAACAAAAGGUCAUGCCGUCAUUGUGGUGGCCGAGGGCUGCGGUGACACGCUUCUGAAAAGCUCCGGUGAGCGUGACGCCGGUGGCAACAAGAAGUUAGCCGACGUGGGACCAUGGUUGCGUGAGCAGCUGUUGGCCUACGCGAAGAGGAGUUUUGGCUCCACCGGUUCAUGGGUGUAG
This is a messenger RNA of Symbiodinium necroappetens, 1755 nucleotides long. The record is from the annotation of a GenBank genome assembly. NCBI's taxonomy places the organism in Eukaryota, Dinophyceae, Suessiales, Symbiodiniaceae.